This is a messenger RNA of Aspergillus tanneri, 1521 nucleotides long. RefSeq lists its product as uncharacterized. The record is from RefSeq and is a predicted model, not a curated record. Gene Ontology annotation, molecular function: oxidoreductase activity, acting on the aldehyde or oxo group of donors, NAD or NADP as acceptor. The transcript has 3 exons. NCBI's taxonomy places the organism in Eukaryota, Fungi, Ascomycota, Eurotiomycetes, Eurotiales, Aspergillaceae. The coding region runs from base 1 to 1521 and encodes 506 amino acids.
AUGGCUGGACUUGAUCUAUUUGUGGACAUCACCACCCCCAAUGGCCACAGCUACAAGCAGCCGACCGGUCUAUUCAUCAACAAUGAGUUUCGUCCGUCCUCUAGUGCACAGACUAUUACAUCUCUUGACCCGGCAACGGACCUGCCAAUUGCGACGGUACAUGCAGCCAACUCGGAUGAUAUUGACCAAGCAGUCAAGGCGGCGAAGGCAGCAUUCUCUCACCCUUCAUGGAAGUUACUACCGCCAACUGAGCGAGGCCAGUUGAUGGGAAAGCUAGCUGAUCUUAUUGAGCAGAAUAAGGAACUGUUUGCCUCGAUUGACGCCUGGGACAACGGGAAACCGUACCAUGUCGCCUUGAACGAAGAUAUACCAGAGGCUAUUACUACUAUCCGCUAUUACAGCGGCUGGGCGGACAAGACUUUUGGUCAAACUAUUAGUACCACCCCCAAAAAACUGGCGUACACCCUGCGACAGCCCAUCGGUGUUGUCGGACAGAUCAUCCCUUGGAAUUAUCCUCUAUCCAUGGCGACCUGGAAACUGGGACCUGCCCUAGCCUGUGGCAAUACGGUGGUACUCAAAGCAGCGGAGCAGACACCUCUGAGUAUCUUAGUCUUAGCCACAUUGAUCAAGGAAGCCGGAUUCCCCCCUGGGGUUGUGAAUUUCGUUAACGGAAUUGGCCGUGAAGCAGGCGCUGCGCUGGUGCAGCAUCCCCUGGUCGAUAAAGUAGCCUUUACAGGGUCGACUAUGACCGCUCGAGAAAUCAUGAAGCUGGCGGCUGGGACACUGAAAAACAUCACUCUAGAAACGGGUGGAAAAUCACCCCUCCUAGUUUUCCCCGAUGCCGAUCUCGAUCAGGCAGCUAAAUGGGCCCAUUUCGGUAUCAUGUCCAACCAAGGGCAGAUCUGCACUGCGACAUCGCGCAUCUUUGUGCACCAGGCCAUUCUGGCCCCUUUCCUGGAGAAGUUCAAAGCAAUUCUCGAGUCCACAUCCCAGAUCGGCGAUCAAUGGGAUGAAUCUACUUUCCAGGGACCCCAAGUAACCCGUGCGCAAUACGAUCGAAUCCUCUCCUAUAUCGCAACCGCCAAAGCAGAGGGCGCAAAAGCCCUCUCCGGUGGCGAACGCCAUACACCAUCCACAAGCAAGAACCAGAAUGGAUACUUCAUUCAGCCAACCGUAUUCACGGAUGUCACGGACUCGAUGCAGAUCUGUCGCGAGGAAGUCUUCGGUCCCGUAGUGGUCAUCUUGCCAUUUGAAACCGAGGAGGAAGCCAUUCGACGGGCGAAUGAUACAACUUACGGUCUGGGAGCGGCAGUUUUCACUCGAGACUUGGAACGAGCACAUCGUGUGGCUGCGGAGAUCGAGGCCGGCAUGGUCUGGGUUAAUAGUAGUCAGGAUUGUGAUCCCCGGGUUCCGUUCGGGGGUGUCAAGCAGAGUGGGAUCGGUCGUGAAUUGGGCGAGGCUGGACUGGAGGCGUACAGUCAGAUCAAGGCUGUGCAUGUUAAUAUGGGAAAUAGACUGUAG